AUGGUGAUGCUUGUGAAUUCUCUAGAAGUCACUUUUUCUGUCAAUAACAAUAUGGUUACUAUCGAGAUUCUUACGGGCACAAACUUCAAGAAAUGGAAAGAGGAUUUUUUGUUUGCUAUGGAGAUGGCUGAUGUUCAUAUAUCUCUUGAUAUGGACAAACCAGCAGACUUAGAUGACAGGAGUACUGAUGAUGAUAAGACAGUACAUGCUGCAUGGACGAAGAGUAAUCGUCUCUGUUUGUUGUCCUUGAAGAUGACUAUUAAGGAGCAUCUGAAAAGUGGUUUCCCUUCUAAUUGCACUGCUAAGGAGUUGUUGGCUGCAGUAGCACUGAGGUACCGAGUCUCAUCUAAUGCUGAAAUAGGAACCCUUCUGCAGGAACUCUUAACCUGA
Molecule: messenger RNA, 390 nt
Organism: Telopea speciosissima
Lineage: Eukaryota; Viridiplantae; Streptophyta; Magnoliopsida; Proteales; Proteaceae
Exons: 2
Coding region: 1-390 (129 amino acids)
Source: RefSeq, a predicted model, not a curated record